ACAUAUCAAUAUAUCAUAUAUGAAGAAAUUCGCAAAUUUUAUGAUCAGUAUUUCAUAUAUGACAAAUUCAACUCGGCCCCUAAAUUAUUUCUAAGUUAUUAUUUUAAUUUGUAAUCCUUAAUUUGCAUAUAAAUUGAGUUACAUGAAUCUCUAAAUGUGUAGAAAUAAAUAUUGUAAUAUUUGGGUUAACCACAAAAAAUACUCCCAAAUUUUGUAAACGUUGACAAUAAUGUUCUCCUUUUUAUUAUCAACAAAAAUAUCAUUGAAUAAUUUAAAAACACAUACGAAAUGUCUGCCGUCAAGUGAUGGCUUUUUCAUUAACGGAAGUGUUUGAUGUGACAAACAAAAAAGCUUACGUGGCAAACGGAGAUCUUACUUGAAUCCAUUCUCAAAUUUUCUAAUUCAUUAACCAUAAUCCCCAAUUGUAAAAUGAGAACGUGAUACAUCUGAAGAAGGGUUCAACCAUGGAUGUAGCUGGAAUGAAACGAAGGUCUGCGUCAAUGGCAGAAGGAUGCAAGGAUUGGUGCGGAGACUCUGGUUCGAAGCAGUAUGAUGGUAUGUGUCUCUGCUCUCUUGCUGUUAUUGUUCUGAAAUCGAAGACGAAUGCUAACCAGGGAGGUAGUUCUUUCGGUGUCCACUAUGAAAGAAUAAAAAUCAAGAUUGCAAAUAUUUUCAAUGGAUUGAUGAAUUGGAAGAGCAUCAACACAUGGUUGAAGAGGAGGAAUGCUCUUGGAACAACAAACCUGUGCUAUCUUCACGUGGAAAACUCAAACAGAAGAGCGUUAGGAAGCUGUUCGAAUCAGUAGAGUGUGAGGACAUAGUCCCCAUGGUGCAACCUGUUCUUACAAAAGAAUUGAAGGAGAAAUUGAAGAGGAUUGAAAUUCUUCUAAUCAUGAUGUGCAUUGGGGUUGUAAUUGGUGUCUUCAUCAAUUUCUUUGCUCUGUUUAAGAACUUAUUUGUACUACUGUUGAAUAGUGGAUGAAGAGUAAAUGUCAAUUAGAGUGUAUUUUGAUAACUAUUGAUGUGCCAAAUUUGGUUGAAACAUGGAAUGACAACUCUUGUAUUGUGUUUUGAUGAGAAUCUGAUGUGUAUUAAGAGUGUACCAUAUUAUUCGACU
Arachis ipaensis is the source of this 1117-nucleotide messenger RNA. The record is from RefSeq and is a predicted model, not a curated record. NCBI's taxonomy places the organism in Eukaryota, Viridiplantae, Streptophyta, Magnoliopsida, Fabales, Fabaceae.